This is a messenger RNA of Camelina sativa (false flax), 782 nucleotides long. NCBI's taxonomy places the organism in Eukaryota, Viridiplantae, Streptophyta, Magnoliopsida, Brassicales, Brassicaceae. The record is from RefSeq and is a predicted model, not a curated record.
UCUGGCAGUGGCAGGUGUAUGUUUUGUCCGCAUCUCUCUAUCUCUCUCUCUCUCAGUCUUCUUGUUGAAUUGCUGAAGUAGCUACUAUAUUUUGAUCUUUCUUCUGGCUGGCAGAUUCAGGGCCACUUGAGGAGGAUAAGUCUGCCGUCUGGAUUUGCUCUAUGUGCCAUAGAUUAAGUGGCACAUGCUUUGAUGAGUUCAUGACGCAUCUCUCUAGUCAAGAACAUGCAGACAGGAUUCCGUUCUUUAUCCCAAAAUACACGGAGAAUACCAUGAUUAAGGAAUACGAGAAGGAGUUUGCCGAUGUGGAGGAUGCCGAUGAUGAGGAGUCUACCGAUGAGGAGGAUGCCAUUAUUAAGUUUUCCGAUGAUGAGUUUUCCUAUGAUGAGGAUGCCGAUGAUUUUGAGGCUCCCCUUGAUGACGAAGACGACGAGGAGGAAUACGAGGAGGAGGAUGCCGAUGAGGAGGCUUACAAAGCCAGAGUUGACCCUCCCCCUUGACUCUUUUGUGGAUAAUGCUACUACCAUGGUGAGUGAACAAGCAAUCAAAAGGCCUUUUUUGAUAUCUAUCUGAACACGUUGAGAUUUCUAAUCUUUCGAAUUCUGUGGUUUUCUGGAUGAAUACGAAAACAUUGUAAAAGAGGAAGACGUGAAGAUGAAGCUUGGAGAGUUACAUGGCCCUUGGUGUUGUUUCUUCUUUAAGGCCUUUCGUAUGGUGUGAAUGCUUUGCUCUAUAGUUCUUGCGGCAAUUUUUAUGUGAACUUAUUAUAUCUUUAGCGCCAU